Molecule: messenger RNA, 2546 nt
Organism: Labrus mixtus (cuckoo wrasse)
Lineage: Eukaryota; Metazoa; Chordata; Actinopteri; Labriformes; Labridae
Product: periphilin-1
Exons: 10
Coding region: 113-1570 (485 amino acids)
Biological process (GO): protein localization to heterochromatin; negative regulation of DNA-templated transcription; negative regulation of gene expression, epigenetic
Cellular component (GO): nucleoplasm
Source: RefSeq, a predicted model, not a curated record
AAGGAAGAAGGAAGUGGUGUAUUAGCUUAGCGCGGAUUGUUUUGGUUUUACCAGCAUAUGUAAAAGGAGUGACACGUUUAGAGUGUUUUUUUUUAAACAUUUGGUUCUACAAAUGUCCUUUAGCGGUAAAGCAGAGGUAUUGAAGUCAUUAUUUGGUUUGUUAUUCUCUCCUGAGGAUUCAUUUGUACACCAGACUGUACUCCACAGACACUCCUUCAACAUGGCAUACAGACAUGGCCGACAUUCAAUUAGAGAGGCUUAUGAACAGCAAUUUCCAGGAAUGGAUUCGAGAGAGGUGACAGUCCACAGAGUUGUCAACAUUGUUGACAAGAGGAGCCAAAUGCCCCGGCCAGGGUUCGAGUUUGAGAGAGGCUACGAUGGUGACCAGUGGUAUGGUGGUCGUAGGAAUUACCAGGAUGAAAGACAAUAUCAGGAUGAUUGUGGUUACCCACCCAACGAACGUCGAUACUAUGAUGAUGACGGCAACUUUGACAAUUUUCGCAGAAAGUCUCCUCCACCCCGAAAUGAAGGCCCAUACCCCCAACAGUCUUAUGGCCGAGAUGAUCUGAGGCAUCAGUUAGCCUCAAGAAACAGUGGCAGAGCGCGACCAUACUUUGGUAAGAAAGGUCGAGGAUCCGGUCCUCCUCACAGAGAAGACCAUGGUGACUACAGGAACUCUCCGCCUGUAGGAGGGAAACGGGACCGGUCUCCUUCAAGGAGGGAAGCCGCCCAGCCACCAGUCCGCUCUGGAUCAAACAGCCGCAGCAGGAGCUUCUCCCCAGACAGAGACAAAAGCUACACCCACAGACACAAACUCAGUGCGGGGACAAGCAGCCACCCUCCAAGCAGCCACCCUCCAAGCAGCCACCCUCCAAGCAGCCACCCUCCAAGCAGCCACCCUCCAAGCAGCCACCCUCCAAGCAGUCACCCUCUAAGCAGUCACCCUCCAAGCAGUCACCCUUCAAGCAGCCACCCUCCAAACAGCCACCCUUCAAGCAGCCACCCUCCAAACAGCCACCCUUCAAGCAGCCACCCUCCAAACAGCCACCCUUCAAGCAGCCACCCUCCAAACAGCCACCCUCCAAGCAGCCACCCUCCAAACAGCCACCCUCCAAGCAGUACAAACGCUCCAAGCAGCACAAGCUCUUCCAAGAGCUGUGAGGAGGAGACUUUGCCAAUCUCAGGGUCUUCAAAAGUGAAAGCAGAAUUGAAUGAAAAACCUUCAGCAUCUGCAGCGGAGACGGAGGAGGUGGUGGCUGCAAGCGUGGAGCCAAAACCGACACUAGACGAGGACUUCAAGGCUCGCCGUAUGCAGGCCAUUAAGACCAAGGCUCUGGAAAUUGAGAAGCAUUACAGGCAGGACUGUGAGACAUUCCGCACAGUGGUGAAGAUGUUGGUGGACAAGGAGCCCAGUUUGGAUAAUAUGCUGCAGGAUCCACUGGAUAAGAACCUGUUGGAGAUCAAACAGCGCUGCCUGGACUCCCUUAAACAAUUUGUGAAGGAGCUUGACGAGGUAUUAGAGCAACCAGACACCUCAUCAGAAGCCACAGGUCACAAAACACUGAAAUAACAAUAUGGAGUCCUACAAUCUUUCUUGUUCCUUAUCUUUAUCUUCUAAAGGGUUGAGGCAUUUAAAUGUUUCUCAUGUGAAUUAUAUUGUUUAAUCAAAUUAUGGUAUCAGUAAUAUGUUUAAAUGAUAAUAAGAAAAACAGGUAAUCAAGUGUUGGCACUUUUCCAUUUGCUGAAACGUGAGAUGCAUUUAACCUUUAAGGAAGGUUCCUCAAGUUAACACCAAUUCAUCUUUGUGACUUGUCAUGCCUGUCAGUGCUUUCACUAAGUUGAAUUUCAAUGAAGAAUUUAAAGCAUGUAUAUGAAAAGAGCAUUGGUUUUCAUUUUCCUUUGCUAAGUUUCUCAAGGAGUAUUACAAUAUACGGUAAGAAUGAGGAGCUUUAAUAAUAUAUAAUACAUCACAAACAUGUACAGGAGUAGGAAUGAAAUGGAUAUUGUUAUGGUAAACUACUUAAAGUGUUGUUAUCGAGGAAUGACAAUUACAGGUUUCUUUGAAAACUGAACAUAUGCACAUUUCGGUAUUUUGUUUCUUACCGUGAAUCAUGUUGAAAACUGUCAAUUCUUAUUAUGAGAUUCUUAAACUGAAAUGAGUUACUUGAGAGACUUUAUCUUAAUGGUAUGGCCUACUGAUAAGAUCACUAGCAAAAUAUUGCAAAUAAAAUGAAUACACUUUUAUCGUAUCCCCUUUCCCUAAGUUCAUAGUGCUAUGUGGUCUUUUUUUACUUUUAGAAUAUGUAUUUGUUGCAGCUAUAAGUGAAAGUAACACCUUCUCUGACAUAAGUAUUUAAACCAGUAUCGAAGGCUCCACGUCUAUUUGAUAUUUUCCAUUAAGUACUAUUGCUUUUAGAAAAUUCUGAUCAUUUAUUAAAUAUUAUUGCUCAUUAUUUUGCUUACCUUUGAGUUGUAAUCAGCUUGUGACUAUAUUGUAGAUGUUUCAUUAAAGUUUUAUAAAUAAAAUGUCAAACCUUCAAAGUUAA